Messenger RNA from Cebus imitator (Panamanian white-faced capuchin), 3867 nucleotides. It is a transcript of the gene CBX4, whose product is annotated as chromobox 4. Lineage: Eukaryota; Metazoa; Chordata; Mammalia; Primates; Cebidae. The transcript is spliced from 3 exons. The record is from RefSeq and is a predicted model, not a curated record. Bases 1607 to 3085 code for a protein of 492 amino acids. Gene Ontology annotation, biological process: negative regulation of DNA-templated transcription.
GUUUUGGGGAAACUUUGGGAAGGGUGUGUGUGGGCGGCCCUGCAGCUGCCUGGAGAACUUGUGGCUGUGCCUGGUUCCCCAGGGGCCCCUCCUGUUUCAAGCUGGAACCCCGCCCUGGAGCCUAGGUGUUGCUGUCCUGCAGCCACUGGCCCUUGGCACCGGCGCUUCACGGUGCAGCUCUGAGAGAGCUGGCAUUGUGAAACCGCCUGGACGUCAUGGAACUGAACUUAACCUGUUGGCGGCUGGAGGAAAGUUGACAUGGCCUUCGAGGCUGCACCCGCACCCUCCGGGAGCUUAAGCUUGGUCUGGAGUAGUUUCCAUAGGGUGCUGGGUUGCCCCCCCCCCCAACUGGGCUGCUUGGCAGGGCAGGGCCACCCACUCUCAAGGCAGAGGCGGGCUUGGCCGAAGGGCCUGGGAUGGUUGCUGCCUGGUGGUGGAGGGGUGGCUGCUUCUGGGGAGCUCGUCCUCGUGCGCACGGCUGCCUGUCACGCUGCAGCUGCUGCAGCUGGGUUCGGCGCCGGUGGCUGUGGUUCUCUGUUUCGGAGGGGAUAGAAGGGGGAAGGGCGAGGAGGGGAGGAGCAGCCGGAACCCUUGGAGCUCGGCCACCCCACUGCCUUCCAUCUCUCCUCCCCCUUUUAUUUUGCAUUAUUUCCUGUGGCGCGUUUGGCGCUAAAACUGUAAACUGCAGACCCUCUGAGCUAGCUACCGGCCCGGCUGGGAAGCUGCCCUCCCGAAAUGCAGGAGAGCACGUAGGGGGAUCCUGCCCCCCCCCAACCUGGGAGUUCACUACCCUGUAACCAUGUCAGCGGCUGAUGCCACGUUACAUAAUGGGUCCCUGAAGAAUUAAAGCGCAGGCUGUUGCAAUGCCACGCAACUUCAGAGUCAGGCCCUGGCCCCCGCUCUGGGACACAUCAGAACUCUCCGGGGUUAGUCCGAGGGGGCUUGGGGGGGGUGACUAGGGUUUGUGAAGAACCUGCUUCUGGCCCAGGAAUGGGCUGCAACUUUGGCAAACGCUAGAGAGGCAUCCCACUCUCCUGUGGAGGCCUGGGUAGUGCCCGGGAAGUCCGGGCCCCAGCUGCGGAUCACCCUUAGACUGGCCUGCAGGCAGGAGGUGGAUGGAGUGACCGGUGCCUCCGCCCCCGGGGUUUAUUCAUAAUUUGGAGGCGGUGCUUCGCCACGCUGCUUUGGCCCCGCCCACCUGCCCAGCUGGGAGGAGCCCAGCGUUCACCAGGUGGCUACAAACCUGGCCAGACUCUGGCCUUGGUGGCCCGCCCCCGCCCCCCGCCUCUAAUUGGCUCAUUUGCCGCUGUGUAAACAAGGGCGCAGCCCCUCCCCCUGUUUAGUGCCUGGCCUUUAAGAAAAAGAGUCCUCCCUUCUGCUGGAGGCACUCGUUAUCGGAAUCUUAAUGAGGUCAUUAGCAUCCCGCGCUUCUGACGGGAGGGAUGAGGUCGGCGCACACCUCGGUUGGGCGGGUUUGUCUUCCCUGGACCCCCGUGUCCACUCCGCGUCGCACAGAGCCACGGGCCCAAUGCUGUGGGCACGAGUGCCAGAGGUGCAGUCCUGGGCUUCUGCCUCCUGAGCACAGAGGGAACGGCAGGAGCAGCUGAUGGGAUAUCGGAAGAGAGGGCCAAAGCCCAAACCGCUGGUGGUGCAGGUGCCUACCUUUGCCCGUCGUUCCAAUGUCCUGACCGGACUCCAGGACUCCUCCACUGACAACCGUGCCAAGCUGGAUCUGGGCACACAGGGCAAGGGCCAGGGGCAUCAGUACGAGCUCAACAGCAAGAAGCACCACCAGUACCAGCCGCACAGCAAGGAGCGGGCAGGUAAGCCCCCGCCGCCGGGCAAGAGCGGCAAGUACUACUAUCAGCUCAACAGCAAGAAGCAUCACCCCUACCAGCCCGACCCCAAAAUGUACGACCUGCAGUACCAGGGCGGCCACAAGGAGGCGCCCAGCCCCACCUGCCCGGACCUGGGGGCCAAGACCCACCCUCCUGACAAGUGGGCGCAAGGCGCGGGGGCCAAGGGCUACCUGGGGGCGGUGAAGCCCCUGGCCAGCGCGGCGGGUGCUCCAGGCAAAGGCUCCGAGAAGGGCCCCCCCAACGGAAUGAUGCCGGCCCCCAAGGAGGCUGUGACGGGCAACGGGAUCGGGGGCAAGAUGAAGAUCGUCAAGAACAAGAACAAGAACGGGCGCAUAGUGAUCGUGAUGAGCAAAUACAUGGAGAACGGCAUGCAGGCGGUGAAGAUCAAGUCCGGCGAAGUGGCGGAGGGGGAGGCUCGCUCCCCUAGCCACAAGAAGCGGGCGGCCGACGAGCGCCACCCUCCUGUCGACAGGACUUUUAAAAAGGCUGCGGGCGCAGAGGAGAAGAAGGUGGAGGCACCGCCCAAGAGGAGGGAGGAGGAGGUGUCGGGGGCAAGCGACCCGCAGCCCCAGGAUGCCGGCUCCCGAAAGCUGUCCCCUACCAAGGAGGCCUUUGGAGAGCAGCCCCUGCAGCUCACCACCAAGCCCGACCUGCUGGCCUGGGACCCGGCCCGGAGCACGCACCCGCCCUCCCACCACGCGCACCCGCACCCCCAUCCCCACCACCAUCACCAUCACCACCACCACGCCGUCGGCCUGAACCUCUCCCACGUGCGCAAGCGCUGCCUCUCCGAGACCCAUGGCGAACGCGAGCCCUGCAAGAAGCGGCUGACGGCGCGCAGCAUCAGCACCCCCACCUGCCUGGGGGGCAGCCCGGCCGCCGAGCGCCCUGCCGACCUGCCACCAGCCGCCGCCCUCCCACAGCCCGAGGUCAUCCUACUGGACUCAGACCUGGAUGAGCCCAUAGACUUGCGCUGCGUCAAGACUCGCAGCGAGGCCGGGGAACCGCCCAACUCCCUCCAGGUGAAGCCCGAGGCGCCCGCGACAGCGGCGGUGGCGGCGGUGGCAGCAGCGCCUGCCACGGCGGCGGAGAAGCCUCCAGCCGAGGCCCAGGACGAACCAGCAGAGUCGCUGAGCGAGUUCAAGCCCUUCUUUGGGAAUAUAAUUAUCACCGACGUCACUGCGAACUGCCUCACCGUUACUUUCAAGGAGUAUGUGAUGGUGUAGCUGGAGGGCGCGGAAGGGGAAGCGUUAUUCCCUCCGGGUGGGGGCUGAGCACCUGGGGCCCCAGGGCGCGCUCCCCUCUCGCCAAACUCGAGAGAUCCGGGCUGGCCCCCAGGGCGAGAACACGAGGUAACCACGUACCCCGCCCCCCGCGGCGGCUGUCAGACCUGGGCGGAGGCCCCUUCCACCUGGUGCCGGCAGGGCUCGCCCUCUCCUGCCCUUCCCCGCUGGAGACGGACCCCAGGACGGACAGGGCAGCCCUGUGCCGAGGUCUCAGAGUUCUAGUAUUAUAUUUUAACUGUGCUAACUUGUCAAGUGCUGACUCUGCUCCCGUUUGUACGUGGUGUUAUUAUUGAGAUGUAUUGUUUGAGCUCAGAAGGCCCGACCACCCUCUCCGGGCUGCUCUCUCUAUAUUUAUUUGUAGGUAUUUAUAUAUUGAAAUAUAAAAACCUAGAUUUAUGGAGUUUCCUCUAGAUCAUGUUAUAUUCUAUAUCAGACAAACUAUUUUCUUUUGACUUUUCUUCCCCUCCAUCCAGUAUUUCGGUUGAUUUCAUUUUCUCCCCUCUCCUCCCUUCCAGGAACUGCAAUACCAGUAACGUUGGUAUAUAUUUUUUGAUACUGUACACAUGGAUGUGUUGUUUCUAUGUGCAAAAAAAAAAAAAAAAAAAGUUUGUUAAAAGGCUACUCGAGCUCUCUAGAAACUGCUGCUACUAGAAAUGUCUAAACUAUAAGCUUCCAACUAUUACCUGCUUGAAUGUAAAUAUUAAAUGGAGAUGUUGAAGGUG